Molecule: messenger RNA, 2192 nt
Organism: Pteropus alecto (black flying fox)
Lineage: Eukaryota; Metazoa; Chordata; Mammalia; Chiroptera; Pteropodidae
Gene: CDIP1
Product: cell death inducing p53 target 1
Exons: 6
Coding region: 372-998 (208 amino acids)
Biological process (GO): intrinsic apoptotic signaling pathway in response to DNA damage by p53 class mediator; tumor necrosis factor-mediated signaling pathway
Molecular function (GO): zinc ion binding
Source: RefSeq, a predicted model, not a curated record
CCCCUCCCCGUGACGCCACAAGCCUCGGCCGUGUUCCCAAGCCUACCUGGCUCCUUCUGACAGACGCGCGAAGACGAGCUGCAGAGGUGGCCGUCCCGGCUGCUGCGACUGCUGCAGAAACGGAGGAUGCCUGAUGGGCCAGCAAUGGCUCCUGUCUGUAAAGAGACCUUCUGUGAAGUCCUCUAGAGGCUUUGCUGCUCCCUGUUCUUGAUCCUGUGCUGUUGGAAUUCACCUCCGGUGGGAUGUGAGGGGUCGGAGAGACACUCAGGAUCCUAGACUCAGCUCUGCCUCUAAAAUGCCACGUGACUUUGGACAAGUCCCAUCUUUUUUUGGCCUCCAUGUCUUCAAAGGGUCCAGGAGGAGCCUAGAAGAUGUCUAACGACCCACCCCCUCCUUAUCCUGGGGGCCCCACAGCCCCCCUUCUAGAAGAUAAAAGUGGAGCCCCACCCACCCCAGGCAGUACCUCCCCAGCUGUGAUGCAGCCUCCACCGGGCACGUCACUGCCCCCUGCAGACAUUGGCCCCCCACCCUACGAGCCACUGGACCACUCAGUGCCCCAACCUGGCUUCAUCCCCCCACAUGUGAAUGCAGAUGGCUCCUACAUGCCUCCAGGUUUCUACCCUCCUCCAGGCCCCCACCCUCCCAUGGGCUACUACCCGCCGGGGCCUUACCCACCAGGGCCCUAUCCUGGCCCUGGGGGCCACACUGCUACGGUCCUGGUCCCUUCGGGGGCUGCCACCACAGUGACAGUGCUACAGGGAGAGAUCUUUGAGGGUGCACCUGUACAGACAGUGUGUCCCCACUGCCAGCAGGCCAUCACCACCAAGAUCUCCUACGAGAUUGGCCUAAUGAACUUCGUGCUGGGUUUCUUCUGCUGCUUCAUGGGGUGUGAUCUGGGCUGCUGCUUGAUCCCUUGCCUCAUCAACGACUUCAAGGAUGUGACGCACACGUGCCCCAGCUGCAAAGCCUACAUCUACACGUACAAGCGUCUGUGCUAACGGAGCCAGGACUGGACUCCCCACUGUCAGUCUGGCCCCACGUGCUUUGCUCCCCAUGCUCAGUGGCUCGUGUCCCCACUCCCAUUUGGGGGUGGAAGCCAUUCCACCGGUCCCCUGGAAGUCUUGUCCUCUUUGCCUUGCCCUUCCCUGAACAUCUGACUCUUCUGGCAAAAAUUCUGUUAGAUUUAAGGCCAAGGGUCAGCGAGUAUCAGGGAGUUGGCACUGGGCUUGUGUGUUGCUGGUUUUGUGAUCAGGAAGAUAAGCUGGGAAGGGUCUUCCUGCUGGGGUCUCACUCCUCCAGUUCUGUAUGAGGUACAGGUUUGGUCCUGAUUUUCCCGGGACCAAAAGCAGCCCAAGCAGUGGCUAGUUUCCCAGACCUAGGCCUGCAGUGGGGCUGUGCCUGAUCUGCUGGGCUGAGAGCGGAAGAGUGAAUCCAAGCAGGGCAGGGUCAGAAAGCCAGGGUUUGUUUUUGGGGUGCUAGAGGCGGGCAUGACGAUCAGAAGAAACGACUUUGGCCCUCGGAACUCUCAGGAACUCAACACCUUGUCCAAGUGCCCAGGAGCCACCUGGAGUAAGGUAGAGAGGUCAGCACAACUGCAGGUCAUGGGUAAGUUAUUGGGCCCUGGCUCACGCAGAAGGCACUUGCCUCUGUCCCCUGCCUAGCUCCCUUUCUGGCCAUGCCUCUAUGAACCUGUCUUUGCUGAGGCUAGGAGGAAUGCCCAAGAACUCAACCCCUCUGUACCAUGUCCUUGCUGUGUGUGUGGGCAUGACCUGUGCCUGGUGUGUCCCAGCUGGGACCAGAGAUGGCAGAUAGGGCCCUGUGGGCACACUCAAAUUUGCAGUGCUCUCUCCAUGGACCCUCUUCCCGGUGAACACCGGGCCCUUUACCCUGGCCGACUUGCUGUCACUGUACAGCUGCAGCACUGGACUAGGGACAAGGAAGGAGCAACUACAAGUGGCAGAAGUGCCCUGGUGUAUGCCAGCCCUGCCCUGGGCUUGAGGCCACACUAUUUUCUGAAUGGUCUGUCUGUGAACUUGCUCCCAUGGACUGCUUUACCCUGCCGCCGCCCUUCUCCCCUGGUCGCACUGCCACUGCAUGGCCUCCUUCCUGUCACUGUGAAUCGUGGCCAGUCUGUUUGUAGUUUCUCAUUAAAUGGGCCCUUUCACUCCUCUGCUCUGGGCCUCUGCUCUGUU